Messenger RNA from Sorex araneus (European shrew), 1919 nucleotides. It is a transcript of the gene HABP2, whose product is annotated as hyaluronan binding protein 2. The record is from RefSeq and is a predicted model, not a curated record. Bases 54 to 1724 code for a protein of 556 amino acids. The transcript has 13 exons. Gene Ontology annotation, biological process: proteolysis. Lineage: Eukaryota; Metazoa; Chordata; Mammalia; Eulipotyphla; Soricidae. Gene Ontology annotation, molecular function: serine-type endopeptidase activity; calcium ion binding.
GAGGCCAGCAGAUACUGUACUUGGGGCAAGACAAAAUCCCUCAGUCUGUGAAGAUGCUGGCCCGAACAUCACUUCUCCAAGUAGUGCUGCUGUUAACGGAGCUGGCGGGAGAGGCAGCCUUGGGGUUCUCCCUGAGGUCCCUUCUCCAGGACCCAGAUCCAGAUUGGACUCCGGACUACUAUGAGUACUACUAUGACUAUGACAACCCAGAAGAGCAAACUAGCAGCCCUCCAACCUACAGUGAGAAUCCAGACUGGUACUACGAGGAGGAUGAUCCCUGCUUGUCCAAUCCAUGUGAACAUGGUGGCACGUGCGUCGUCAGUGGGGACACCUUCCAGUGCAGCUGCCCAGCCCCUUUCUCUGGAAACAGGUGUCGUAAUGUACACAACAACUGCAAUGACAACCCGUGUGGCCGGGGUGAAUGCCUGAUUACUCAGAGUCCUCCCUACUACCGCUGUGUCUGUAAAUACCCUUAUAGUGGUCCAGACUGCUCCAAAGUGGUUCCUGUGUGCAGGCCCAAUCCCUGCCAAAAUGGUGGCACCUGCCUCAAGAAUCGGCGGAGAUCCAAGUUUUCCUGUACCUGUUCCAGUCCGUUCAAGGGGAAGUUCUGUGAAAUAGGUCCUGACGACUGCUAUGUGAAGGACAGCUACUCGUACCUCGGGAAAGUAAGCAGGACGGUCAACAAGCACCCGUGUGUUCACUGGAACUCCCACCUCCUCUUGCAGGAGAAAUACAACAUGUUUAUGGAGGGUGCCGAGGGCCAUGGGCUGGGGGAACACAACUUCUGCAGAAACCCCGAUGGAGAUCAGAAACCUUGGUGUUUCAUCAAAGUUAGCAAUACAAGGGUGAAGUGGGAGUACUGUGAUAUAUCACCGUGCUCAGACACUGUGGACGCUGAGGAGAGCCCCACAGGCUCCCUGACUUCUCUCCCAGGCUUUAACUCAUGCGGGAAGACCGAGAUGGCAGAGCGGAACCUCAAGAGGAUCUACGGUGGCUUUAAGAGCACGGCGGGCAAGCACCCCUGGCAGGCGUCCCUGCAGACCUCACUGCCACUCUCCGAACCCAUGCCCGAGGGCCACUUCUGUGGGGGGGCCCUGAUCCACCCCUGCUGGGUGCUCACUGCCGCACACUGUACCACUAACUUGAAAGCCAGACAUCUAAGAGUGGUGCUGGGGAAACAAGACCUGAAGAAGACAGAGUUCCACGAGCAGACCUUCGGGGUGGAGAAGAUCAUCCCGCACAACCACUACGAUGAGAAUGAUGACAUUCCUCACAAUGACAUCGCUUUGCUCAAGCUAAAGCCCGUGGAUGGGCACUGUGCCCUGGAAUCCAAGUAUGUGAAGACCGUGUGUUUGCCUGAGAGUAACUUUCCCUCGGGGACAGAGUGCCAUAUCUCUGGCUGGGGCAUCACAGAAACAGGACGUGGGUCCCGCCAGCUCCUAGAUGCCAAAGUGAAGCUGAUCACCAACAAGGUAUGCAAUGCCCGCCGACUCUACAACCAACAGGUCGAUAACAGCAUGAUCUGUGCAGGAAACCUGCAGAAGCCUGGCACGGACACCUGCCAGGGGGACUCCGGGGGCCCUCUGACCUGCGAGAGGGAUGGCACCUACUACGUCAGUGGGAUCGUGAGCUGGGGCAUGGACUGUGGGACGAAGCCGGGCGUCUACACCCAAGUGACCAAGUUCCUCAACUGGAUCAAAGCCACCAUCCACCAGGAGAGCUGAUGAGGCAUCCUGCGAAGCCCAGAGCCGGCCCUCUUCAGCCCUCGGGGAGGCGAGACGAGGCAGGGGGCCCUGUGGCAGGCAACAGUGCUCUAAGCAGAGACUCCUGCCCCCAGCCUGGGGGGUGGAUGGGGGCUGGGGCAGCCCCUCACCAGUCAUCCGCCUCCUCCCACCCGACUCCCCCAGGAAACUGCAGAA